AUGUCUGUCGAACGAGGCAAUUUGAAAAGCAUCCGGACAUCGCUGACGGCUAAGCAGCCAUACGCUGGCGUCCCUUCAAUGGACUAUGAUGAGGCUAAGCAAGAGAAGCCAUGGCAGCGGGCGAUAGAUGUUUUGGCGAAAAAAGGCACGCAUUUAUACGAGCCGGUGAAAUCUGUACCAAGCCCCUAUAUACUACUUCUACUGGGUUUCUACUUGCUAUUGGGAUACUGCGCUCAACUUGCAGAAGAUGCCAUGCCCGCAGUAAUAAGAGACAGAGAUAUAGCGGCCAAUAACACGAACACGUUCAGCGAGGAAUCCGCACGGAGGUAUUUAAAUAUAAUUCUGGGGGAUCAGCCACGGGUGGCCGGUACUAAGUACCACUUGGAAAAGGCGCAAGAUUUGAAAAAAUUGUUAGACGAUGUCGCGAGCAAAGCCAGCCUACCCGUUAGGACGGAUUGGCAAUUCGUCUCCGGUGACUUCUGGAUUGAUUUUAAAAUCCCACACGCCAAUGUGUACCAGAACCUGUCGAACAUAGCGGCCGUAUUGGAGGGAGACAGUGGGUUCAAUCCCGACGGGAGUACGCGAGAGUCACUAUUGGUCAACUGUCACUAUGAUUCUGUCCCGUAUGCGAUAGGAGCGUCCGAUAAUGGAAUAUUUUGCGCGGCGAUGGUGGAAGUGUUAGUGCGAUUGUCGAGACGAAAGAAGAAAUUCAAACACAAUAUUGUGUUUCUAUUUAAUGGAGCCGAAGAAAAUCCUCUGCAGGGGAGCCAUGGCUUCAUUUCUCAUCCUUGGUUCAAAGGCGUCACGAAUGUCAUCAAUUUGGAUUCAGCUGGAAUGAACGGGAAAGCCCAAGUUUUUCAGGCCACCGACCCGCGUAUGCUAUCCGCGUACGGACACACGAAUCGGCCCACCGGACAGAGCGUCGGACAGUUCCUGUUCUCCACCGGUGUCAUUCCUUCCGACACCGAUUUUAGAAUAUGGCGCGACUUCGGGAACGUCCAAGGAUUGGACAUAGCGUUCGUGAAAUGGGGCCACGUGUACCACACGCGUAACGAUCGCAUCGAGCACGUGAAGCCGGGCGUGGUCCAGUGCGCCGGAGACAUGCUGCUGGAGUUGAUCAUCCGCUUGUGCGACGACGACGCGUUCAAGCAAAUGAAACCUCCCUCCAGCGCGGUGUACUUCGACUACAUGAACGUAAUACUAGUGACGUACUCGGACAACGCCGCGUACGUCGUAGACACGUUCGUGUGUCUGUUCGCGGCUCUCUCUAUUCUGUACUACAUCUGGCUCGUCGGCUUCCGCAUGUCGACGAUACAAGAGCUUCUCUGGGCGUUGGCCGGCCGAAUACUGUGCACCGUUUGCGGGCUGGGCGUGGUCGCCCUCUGCACGGUGCUCAUGGUCGCCACUACGACUCAGAUGAGAUACCUCUCUCAGCCUUGGAUAAUAGUAGCCGUGUACUGGAUUCCGUACAUCAUAGCCGCGACCGCCGCGGCUCACCUGUUCGACUCGUGGAGAACUAAGAAGACGGGCUUGAACCGCAGCAUCCGCGCGAGCCAAGCCUCCGCCGCCACCAGGCUCCUGGUGCUGGGGGCGCUGGCGGUUCUGCUGGUGACGCCCGACACGGCUUCCGUGAGAUAUCUGCUGACCGUCCCGCUUUUGUUCUCGACUUGUGCCAGUAUCAUUCUUCUCACUAUGUUGAGAUAUUUUCGACUUUCGGGCUGGCAACACUUAUUAAUAGAAGUGUCGGUCUCGACGCCCGCGUUGUUGUUCGUGUUACCUCUGGCGGUUCGGUUGUCGGCCUUGUUGGUGCCGAUAAUGGGACGGCUGCCGAACGGCCAACCCGACUACGUCAUCGCCGCCGCCAGUUGCUUGCUGUGCGUGCUCACUGCCGUUUGUGUGUCGGGAAUCGAACUCCUGUUCUCCCGCAAGCGUCUGUGGUACGUGGCGGGGGCGACGUCGCUGGUCUGCGUGGUCAUCAUGUUCGUCCCGUUCAGCCCUUACCAGGAGAACGGAGUCGCCGUUCAGAGGCACACGUGGUUCCACUCGGAGAUCGUCUCUUACGACCGGAACGGGUCGGUCGUGGAGCGGACGUCCGGCAUCCUCGUCAACAAGUGGGACGUGCACAACGUCCGCUCGGCCGAGGAGGCCUUGAGGAACAGCGGCCUCAACGAGAGAGACUUAAAGGCCGACUGCGAGAGGCAUCCCUUCUGCAACCUGCCUCUGUACAGGCCGAGGUUGGGCGAGUAUUUAAAAGACAGCCUCUUCCUGUUCAUGGAACCCCCGAACAGGUUCGACCACUCCCUCCGGAUGACGAGCCGGACCUGCGUGGGAGACGUUUGCAGAAUGCAAUUUAUUAUGACUGGUCCGCCCCACAACACGCUAACAAUAGUCCCAUACCCCAACAUGACCCUCAACGGCUGGUCGUUUUCGUCCCUGCUGAACCACUCGUCGUUCCACUCCAAUCAGCCCGUGUACCUGGUGACGCACUCCACGGCCACUUUCAGUCCCUCCUUCGAGCCUUUGGUGUUCAGCCUGACUUUCGUCGUUCCGCGCGAACUGCAGUCCCAGCCCUUCGUGCGGAUCAGCCACGACGCUCACCGACUGCAGGAUCCCGAAGGUCUGACUCCGGCUUUCAAGAGGCUGACCGAAUCCGUGCCCAAGUACUUCAAUAUCGCGCCAUCAGUCUGCUUUAAGAGUAAUUAUGAGUUUUGA
Molecule: messenger RNA, 2712 nt
Organism: Pieris macdunnoughi
Lineage: Eukaryota; Metazoa; Arthropoda; Insecta; Lepidoptera; Pieridae
Source: the annotation of a GenBank genome assembly